AUGAUCUCGCUUUUGUUAUCGGCUAGACAUGUGGUCCUCAGUACGCCUGCCAUCCGCCGCUGCUUCACUGGUUGGAGUUGUUCCGAAAUCCCGACUGAUGACUUCCACGUUGAAGUUUGGAAAUGGAAAGAACAUGAUAUUUGCAGUGAUACCAUCUUUACCGCGGCUCCGAGCGCCAGAGAUGUCUAUUUAUACUCUUCCGUAAAUACUGCAGUCCUUCGAGGCUGGGCCAGCGAAUCAGGGCUAUGCAAGCUCACCAAGCUGCAACGGCUAACAAUAGAGGUGCAUCCAAAAGAUGGUAACGACGAGAAAGAUUGCCAGGAGUUCGCGGUAGAGUUCAUCAAAACGGUCUCCAGCCGAUGCAAAACACUAGAUCCAAGAAUCGCCCCAAAGAUGACAGCAUCCCUUCUCAUGGCCAGGGGGUUGUCGGCCAGGGUUGCCCUCCUAGAUGAUGGUGCCAAAUUAACUGGAAAGUAUGGGAAGCAAAAGGGGCAAUCAUUUCAUCCAGACAAGGAGGAAUACUUUGUGGGCCCUUGCAUCCAUGGCACAAAGAUGGCCGAUUAUAUUCGACAAUUAUGCCCCGAAGUGGAGCUUCUCAUAGCUCGUUUAGAUGAUUCACGGAAAGUCGAGAGUGGUCAGAGAUUCACUACAGCAUCCGCCUAUAAGGUGAGUACUCAAAUAAAUGUUUAUGUUAUCGUCAUGUCACGAAACUAA
Aspergillus oryzae RIB40 is the source of this 714-nucleotide messenger RNA. RefSeq lists its product as uncharacterized. The coding region runs from base 1 to 714 and encodes 237 amino acids. NCBI's taxonomy places the organism in Eukaryota, Fungi, Ascomycota, Eurotiomycetes, Eurotiales, Aspergillaceae. The transcript is spliced from 6 exons. The record is from RefSeq and is a predicted model, not a curated record.